This is a messenger RNA of Chrysoperla carnea, 2224 nucleotides long. RefSeq names its product tetratricopeptide repeat protein 39C-like. Lineage: Eukaryota; Metazoa; Arthropoda; Insecta; Neuroptera; Chrysopidae. Bases 104 to 2209 code for a protein of 701 amino acids. Gene Ontology annotation, biological process: cilium assembly. The record is from RefSeq and is a predicted model, not a curated record. The transcript has 10 exons.
CGUCAAAAUCAUGAUUUGUAACUUUUUGAAUAUUUUUAAAAGUACAAAUUUUUACACAUAAAUCAGCUUUUGUUUUAAUUGGACACCAAAAGAAAAUGCUAAAAUGGAAGAACUACCAAAUACAAAAUCGAGCAGUAAAGAGGGAUGGAAAUUGGCAAAAGAAGGAAUAGAUUUAUUACUUAAUAAUAGAAUUGAAGAUGCCGAAAAAUUAUUUAAAACAAAUACUGAAGAUAUUCAAUUAGCUGCAGGAUAUUCAUUUCUAACAUUUAUUAAUGCGUUGAUGUCUUAUGAAGAUGAAAAAUUAACAAUUGCUUUAAAUGCUUUAAAAGAAACUGAAAAAAAAUGCUCAAAUGAUAUUGGUUGGAUAAAAGUGGUUAAAAAUAAAAUGUUAGGUGUAAAUAAUCAAACACAAUCUUUAGCCGAAUCUUUAGAAGAGCAAAUAAUUUUAGCUGAUACUCAGGUUUGCCUUGCCAUACUAACAUUUCUUCAACAAGAAUUUUCAGGAUAUGUAAAGGGCGGAUGGGUAUUGCGUAAAGCUUGGAAAGUGUAUCAAAGUGUUUACAAUGAAGUUUUAGAAUUGUAUAUUAAGGAAUUCGGUGUACUCAAUACCGACAUUACUGAUUAUCCACAUUUGCCUAAAAUCUAUCUUGGUUCAGCAACAUCGUCAACGUCUACAAUCCAUAAUAAUACAAAUAGUAUAAAAGAAAGUUCCUCAACAUGGUCGGUCCAAUUAGCUCCAAGUAAUAAUGCUUCAGAUUCAAUACAUUCUUCAGUACAAUCUAGUUUAAAUGAUUUAAAAGAUGAUGUCAUUGAUGAAAAUGAUGAUAAUAAUAUUAUUGUGCCUAAGAAAUGUUUAACUCCAAACGGGUAUACAACAUCCAUCCACCAUUCGAAUUAUACUAGAUCGAAUGAAAGCAAUAUGACACGUAGUGCUAGUGGAACAUCAUUUAAAUUUUCUAGAUUAACGCAAUCGCUUUCCUAUCCAUUAGGUUUUUUAUCGGGUAUGAUUCAUUCAUCUUCGACUAAUAUAAGUGAAAAUUUUGAAACUAAUAACGAUGCAAUAAGUCCAGAGCAAAUAUCUCGUUUAAUGGCCGCUGUUAGUUUUGGAUAUGGUGUUUUUCAAUUAAGUGCUUCACUAUUGCCACCAACUAUGUUAAAAUUAACACAAUUAUUUGGUUUUGGGGCCGAUCGAAAGGCGGGAAUUGAAAGCUUAAUGUAUGCUAGAAAAGGAAACGAUAUGAGAGCACCUUUGGCUUCAUUAGCAUUACUUUGGUAUCAUACAAUUGUUCGACCAUUUUUUGCACUCGACGGUUAUAACUUACAAGCUGGUGUCAAAGCAGCAUCAGCGUUAAUGGAAGAAGCUCAAUGCGAUUAUAGUCAAUCAGCGUUAUUUUUAUUUUUUGAAGGUAGAAUUAAACGAUUAGAGUCAAAUAUAACUAAGGCCUUAGAAUGUUACCAAUUGGCUGUUGAUAAUUCCAAUCAACGUGAAAUUAAAUUAUUAUGUUUGCAUGAAGUGGGUUGGUGUUACCUUAUAAAAUUGGAUUUUGUGGAGGGUAAUACAACAUUUACGUUACUGAAACAACGUAGUCGUUGGUCUAGAAGUUUUUAUGGAUAUUUAGCUUUAAUAUGCGCUGGCGCAUGCAAUAUUUUAACAGAAUUUACGGAUAUUGUUGAUUUACAAAAUAUAUUAUCAAAUUCGAAUCAAAAAACAUCACAACUUGAUGUUUAUUUAAAUAGACGAAUAAAAAUGUUCCCAGAAAAUGAAAUUGAGUUGCAAAAAUGUGAUGUCUCAUAUUGGAAAAUGUUUACAUAUGAAUUGUUAUACUUGUGGAAUGCCUUACCUAGUUGCAGCCAAGGGAAUUUAGAAAAUAUUUUAGAUGAUUGUCAGAAAAAUGAUAGUAAGGAACCAAUGGUAGGUUUAUCUGAUUUAAUUGCUGGAUCGUGUUAUUCCAUAUUUAACAAUCAAGAAAAAUCUAUUGAAGCCUAUAGAAAUUGUCUUUCUAAACGUGAAAACCAAUGUGCUAUUAAUAAUAAUUGUUCCCAUAUUGGUGCUUUUGCACAGUAUGAACUGGCAACAUUAUUAUUGAAAAAUUCAGAAACUGCAGUCGAGGGAAAGCAAAUGCUACUCCGAAUACAAAAUGAAUACAAAGAUUAUGAUUUCGAACAUAGGCUUAAUGUUCGAAUUCAUACAAUUUUAAAACGUUUAUAAAAAUCGGUUCAUAUU